UGAAGGUAAUUACAGUUCAGGGGAAGAACCGAAGAACUGGAGGAGAAAUGGAGAUGGAGGGCUGACUGGCGAUUCAGUGUACAGUGACUAAAGAAGAAUGAGUGGAGAAGAUACUCCAAAGCUCUACAUGGACAAACCUAAGAAGACGCUGCUGAAACAGCAGGCAUCCUCGUCGUCUUCGAUGGCGGCGCCGUUGACGUCAACGGGGAGUAGGCCUACACCGCCGACAUACCGACCACCAAAGGAAUCCUUCGCUCGGCGGUACAAGUUCCUCUGGCCGAUGCUCUUGACAGUCAAUUUCUCCUUGGGAGCUUACAUCUUGUUGAUGCCAAAAAAGGAAGACGAUGUCACGGGGAAAGUAGAAUCAUCACAGGUUCCUAGCGAGUCUGCUGUGGCUGCCAAUGCAUGCACAUCCCCAGCUGCUGAAAAUAAGUAAUUCCGUUAGUGCAGCCUGUGGUAGAAUGGAUAUGGGAGACUGGAAAUUAUGAGCUAUUCAUAUUGUAAUGUUUAUUGGAGAAGAGAAAGUUGAAGGCAAGAGAUCCUGAAGAGAAAAGAUGCAUUGAUGAGGAUAAGAAUUAAGAACCAUACAGGGAGGGAGUAUUACUUACGCUUGGAUUGAAAUUGAUUAAAUUUUAUUGAGUUCAAAAUCUACAGGGUUGAAUUUCAUUUUCUUGUUUUAAAUCAAAUCUUUUUUGGGUAUGGUAUUUAAUACAAAAGUUGAACAAUUUCAUGCAAA
Ipomoea triloba (trilobed morning glory) is the source of this 736-nucleotide messenger RNA. RefSeq lists its product as uncharacterized. The record is from RefSeq and is a predicted model, not a curated record. Bases 98 to 436 code for a protein of 112 amino acids. Lineage: Eukaryota; Viridiplantae; Streptophyta; Magnoliopsida; Solanales; Convolvulaceae. The transcript is spliced from 3 exons.